ACCAAACAUUGGAUCUAUUUAUGCAGAAGGAUCCCAAAUUCUCAAAAAUAUCAACAAUCCAAGGAGCAGAGUGCAGAGUGAUGGCUUCUCCUUCUCCUCGUACUAUCCAUGUUGUUGUUUUCCCUUUCAUGUCCAAGGGCCACACAAUUCCUAUCUUCGACCUUGCUCGCUUUCUUCUCUGCCGCAAAAUUUCCAUUACCAUCUUCACCACUCCUGCAAAUCGUCCAUUCUUCUCCAAUUCCCUUUCCGACACCAACAUCAAUAUCAUCGAAAUCCCUUUUCCUCAAAACAUACAAGGAGUUCCACCAGGUGUGGAAAGCACUGAUAAACUUCCGUCCAUGUCCCUUUUUGCUACUUUUGCCAAUGCCACUAAAUUGAUGAAACCCCAUUUUGAAAAGGCCUUGGAAUCUCUUCCCCCAGUUACUUUCAUGAUCACUGAUGGCUUUCUCGGCUGGACUUUAGAUUCAGCUAACAAAUUUGGUAUCCCAAGACUCGUUUAUUUUGGCAUGAAUGCAUUUUCAAGGGUCUUGAUGAUUUCAGCUGCUUCAGUUCUUAGGACACAAGUGUCUGAUGAUGAGCUAUUUGAAGUCCCUGAUUUCCCCUGGAUUAAAAUCACUAGGAAUGACAUUGAUUUACCCUUCAGAGACCGGGAACCCAAAGGCCCCCUUUUCGAUUUUGUCAAGGAGCAAUCCAUGCCGACCUCUAAAAGCUAUGGUCUACUUGUCAACAGCUUUUACGAGCUUGAAUCUGUUUAUGUAAACUGUUGUAACCGUAUAUCUAGUCCUAAAUCAUGGUGCAUUGGACCUUUAUGUGUGUUUCACAAGCCGGCAAAAGAACAACAGGGAGUCUCAGAGAAACCUUCGUACAUCAAAUGGCUUGACGGAAUGCUAGAACAGGGGAAGCAAGUUUUAUACGUCGCAUUUGGGACCCAAGCAGAGUUAUCUCCUGACCAAUUCAAGGAAAUCAAAAUUGGGUUGGAGAAAUCCCAAGUGAACUUUUUAUGGGUAGUCAGGAGAACCAUAGAUGAAACUGACGACGAGUUUGAAAACAGAGUAAAAAACAGGGGACUGGUGGUAACAGAGUGGGUUGAUCAAAGAGAAAUCCUGAGCCACAGAAGCGUUGAAGGUUUUCUAAGCCACUGCGGUUGGAAUUCAGUGAUAGAGAGCAUAUGCGCGAAGGUGCCUAUACUGGCAUGGCCAAUGAUGGCAGAUCAACACCUGAAUGCAAGAAUGGUGGUGGAGGUAAUCAAGAUUGGACUAAGGGCUGAGACGUGCGAUGGGUCAGUGAGAGGGUUCGUGAAGUGGGAAGGACUGGAAAAGUCAGCAAAGGAGUUGAUGGAAGGAGAUAAAGGCAAAGAGGCAAGGAAGAAAGUGAAGGAGAUUGGAGAAGCAGCCAUUAAUGCUGUAAAAGAAGGUGGAUCAUCAUGGCAAACGUUGAAUGAGCUGAUUGUAGAGUUAACUGAAAGUAAAAGUGUUUGAAUUGUG
Molecule: messenger RNA, 1484 nt
Organism: Solanum stenotomum
Lineage: Eukaryota; Viridiplantae; Streptophyta; Magnoliopsida; Solanales; Solanaceae
Product: UDP-glycosyltransferase 90A1-like
Exons: 1
Coding region: 21-1478 (485 amino acids)
Molecular function (GO): UDP-glycosyltransferase activity
Source: RefSeq, a predicted model, not a curated record